Nerophis lumbriciformis (worm pipefish) is the source of this 1044-nucleotide messenger RNA. The record is from RefSeq and is a predicted model, not a curated record. NCBI's taxonomy places the organism in Eukaryota, Metazoa, Chordata, Actinopteri, Syngnathiformes, Syngnathidae.
AUGUCUAAAUGUGAGCUGAUUGAGUUGAAGGACCUUAGUGUGAAUGAUCCUAUUGAAUUGGCAGCCCGUGGGCCACGCACCUCUGCCAGUCAGGCUAGUCACUUCCACAUUGUCCGUCUGGUUGGGGACACCGUCAGCAUCGAGGUGCCAUAUCGGGAAGCUGGUGUAGGUCACGACUUCCAGCCCUACGGUCACACUCAUCUGAGCUGGUGCGACCUGUGUGGAGAAUUCAUCUGGGGUGUUUAUAAGCAGGCCGUACGAUGCACCAAUUGCAGUUACACUUGUCACCCCAGAUGUCGACCUCUCAUCCAGCUAGACUGUGGUGCAGACAGAAGUUUGCCAGCUGCGGUGGAUUUCUCUGUUGAUUCCGUAGAGAAGGACACAAAUGUGGAUGAGCAGAGUGACUGGCGCAAACAGGAGUUAAGUGAUGUCGAAAUUCAUCAGAAGGUCAAGGAAUACAAUGCUCAGAUUAACAGCAAUCUCUGCAUGGUGGUGAAUAAAGACGGCACCUACACUGGUUUCAUCAAAGUCCAUUUCCAGCUCAUACGUCCAAUUACUCUGCCGCCUUCUCAGAGCCCAACCCAGGAUGAACCUGAAUACGGUCGACGGCUGACACGAAGAACAUCAUUCUACCUCCCAAAAGACGUUGCAAAGCACCUGCAUAUAAGCUCCCAAACACGGGUACGAGAAGUCAUUGAGGCUUUGCUCAAUAAGUUCACAGUGGUAGACAACCCAGCCAAGUUUUCCCUCUUUGAACGCACCGACAGAGAAAACCAAGUGUCCAUGCGAAAACUGCGCGACGAUGAGUGUCCCCUCCACCUGCGCUUGUGUGCAGGACCAAGUGAAAAGGUCUUGAGUCUUGUCCUCAAAGAGAAUGAGACUGGAGAUGUGAAUUGGGAUGCCUUCAGUUUUCCUGAGUUGUCAAAUUUCCUGCAAAUUCUACAGCGAGAGGAAGAGGAACACGUCCGGCAGAUAGUGAGGCGCUACACUCGCACCAGGGACAUGAUAAAGCAGGCCAUGGUAAAGAUUACUACUCCAGCUUGA